Molecule: messenger RNA, 1800 nt
Organism: Parascedosporium putredinis
Lineage: Eukaryota; Fungi; Ascomycota; Sordariomycetes; Microascales; Microascaceae
Source: the annotation of a GenBank genome assembly
AUGACCUCCUCCAUUAACCCCGCUCGCCUUGGCUUCCUCGCCAUCUAUAAUCCAUCGCUGAGCUCGAAAUCUUCCGAGGAUGACGAUUCCCUCGCUGAUCAGAUAGUUUAUUAUGCCUCGGUAACUACACAAGCCCGGCGCGGCGCCGCCGGGCACGAGCGUCACGAGCGCCUACGUCAGAUUGGCCUGGCGCAAGGCAUGGUCGAGUUUGCACGGGGAUUUUCCGCUGGUGACUCGGUGGAUCUGAUCGAGACGGAGAGGACGAGGGUCGUGCUACACGAAAUCGAGCCUGGCUGGUGGAUCUUGAGCUCAAUUGACUUGACCCGAGUGCCCUUGCCUCCCAAACUACCUACCGGUUCUUCACCAUCGCAGGGCGAGGAUAUUGUCGAGUACUCCACAAAGGAAGUAAAGCCCGCCGCCCUUCUAAUCCAUGAUCUUGUACGCGCUCAUACCCUCUUUCUCCUGCAUCACGACGUGUCUCUCUCUGGACUCUUCAAGAGGCUGGGGAGAAGGCGGUUUGUCUCUGUCCUCGCCAAGUACUGGGAUUUAUUUCUGUCAACUUGGAGCGUUAUUAUGCACGGCAAUCCCAUCCGGAGUGUCCUUGGAGGUGUCAAUGUUGCGGCAUCCGGUGAGCUGGGGAUCGGCGUAGGGGAAGAAGAUCGCGGAAGCGGUGAGCGGGAGGUGUUGGAGGGGUUGGUCGGAAGGAUAGAUGGGCUGGUUGACCUUGUCGUUGCCAGGUUCGGUGAAGCUGAAGAUGUAGAUGGCGGCGGCAACAUCGAGAGGGAUCUUGGAGAGGGAACUGGCGCCGCCUGGCUGGGGACAGGUCAGGAUCCCGGGUCCGAAGAUGGCGCCAUAUUUCUCGGCGUAGGUGCGUUGACGACGCGGUCAUUGAGAGACGUGGUAUACUGGACCGAGGACCUUUACAUGUGGGGGAGAACGCGACACUCCGCGAGCGGUGGCCGCAAAUCCUUUGCAAGCGGUACUAAAGCCCCAAUGGGCGAAGCGGAGGGCUACUUCCUCAUAGGUCUCAAGGGCACCAUCGAAGAACAAGCUCCGGCUAGCUCGUCGUCCUCGGAAGAAGAGUCUGCCUCGGAGGAGUCGGCCACGCAUACGCGCACGCUGCACGUCUCGCUAGCCGCAUCUACCGCUAGCGGCGCACCCGGCCAGGAUGUUGCCCUCCGUGCCGUCGUCUACGUGAAUAAGCCGUUCAUCUUCACCUUCCUAUUUGACCAAGAGACCCCCUCCCUCUCGAGCGAGACCCUAUACCGCUCGCUGCACUACCAGCUUUCGCCGCUACGGAGGCACUUGUUGCUUUCCACUCGCUAUAGGGCCCCUCGCCCCAUGGACCUCGCAGGCGCUUCAACCUCGCCCGCUUCCUCCCGCGAUGCACGAUCUAUCUUCGCCUCCCGGCGGGCCCGCGAUACAGAAAAGACUCUCAAGACGAACAAAGGCUGGUGGAUUGUCUGGAGUAGUGUGUCCUCCAACCACGCGAAUUCUUCGGGCGGGAAGCAGCGGACAUCCUCGCCACGCUCAUCAUCGUCACUGGACGACGACCAAGGUGAUGGCUCGGCCAGAGGAGGAGACAACGAGGACAAGGAAGUCAUUCUGUUACGGCGGGCUGGCGAUCACGCCGUCCGGUCAUUUAGCGUCCCGGGACGAGACAGCACGGCGAGACUAGCCCAAGGUAUCGGCCUCGAUACAAGGGGCUACGUUGAGACCCUGCUUAGUUUAGCCUCGGGCCGGGGAUGCGGCGUUGCCUGCGACGGUGCCAGCACCCCGAGCGCGGCCCUACGACAAUAG